This is a messenger RNA of Penicillium brevicompactum, 822 nucleotides long. Its product is annotated as F-actin-capping protein subunit alpha. The transcript is spliced from 7 exons. Gene Ontology annotation, biological process: barbed-end actin filament capping; actin cytoskeleton organization. The coding region runs from base 1 to 822 and encodes 273 amino acids. The record is from RefSeq and is a predicted model, not a curated record. Gene Ontology annotation, cellular component: actin cortical patch; F-actin capping protein complex. Lineage: Eukaryota; Fungi; Ascomycota; Eurotiomycetes; Eurotiales; Aspergillaceae. Gene Ontology annotation, molecular function: actin filament binding.
AUGACUUCCACUAUUGAGUUGGCCUCAUCCUUCAUCGAGGGUGCCCCGCCCGGAGAGCUUGCAGAUGUCGUCUCCGAUGUGCAGGCCCUUACCUCCGAGGGUGAGGACAUUGUUCCCUCUCUGGUCCCCGCAUUCAAACGAUACAACGAGUCCCAGCUUGCAACAGUAAAGCUGCCAGGGUCAAGCGAAGAGGUCAUCGUCAGUGAAUUUAACGCGCUCGAGGAUAAUCGCUAUUUCGACCCAGAGAGCCAGACUUCUUUUGAGGUCGAUCAUACCACACAGACUGCCUCUGGGGCACAAUCAUACCACUUGGAAUCGGAGAAUGCGGACUUAAUUAAAUCGCUACUCAAGUCGUUCGGGGCUCAUGCCCGUGAACACUACCCCAGCAGCAGUUACGGCGUCUAUCCUAUCGAGAACGACUCCGCCGUCGCUAUUCUCUUGGUCGCCAACCGAUACUCCCCUAACAACUUCUGGAACGGUCGCUUCCGCGCAAUUUACCAGGUCCCCGUCUCCUCCCCCUCCACCUUGACCGGCAAGAUCCAGGUCGACGUGCACUACUACGAGGAUGGCAAUGUGGCACUCAACACUAACAAGCCCGUCAGCGUCAACCUCCCCUCCGUGUCUGCCGAGUCGAUUGUUUCCAAGAUUGCGGCUGCUGAGCGCGAUUACCAGGAGGCUCUGAACCGGGCGUUCGUGCAGACUGCCGAGGGUUCGUUCAAGGGUCUUCGCAGACAGCUUCCCAUCACCCGCCAAAAGGUGGAGUGGGAGAAGGUCGGUGGAUACCGCCUGGGUCAGGACAUCUCAGGCGGCAAGGGACGGUAG